UCUCUGAAAGUAGAAACAGGAUUGGAAAGCAACGUAGAAGCGCACGAGCCGAGGAAGAUUACGAAUAUAAUCAUUAAAAAUGGCCGCUGAAACUCCCACCAUUCCUCUUCUUACUCCUUACAAACUGGGCAAGUUUGAUCUGUCUCAUAGAGUAGUUCUGGCACCAUUGACCAGACAGAGAUCAUACGGCAAUGUUCCUCAGCCACAUGCUAUCUUAUAUUAUUCUCAGAGAACUUCCAAAGGCGGUCUUCUAAUAGCUGAAGCCACUGGAGUUUCUGACACUGCUCAGGGGUAUCCAGAAACACCCGGCAUAUGGACCAAGGAGCAAGUUGAAGCAUGGAAACCUAUCGUAGAUGCUGUUCAUGCCAAAGGUGGAAUCUUCUUUUGUCAAAUUUGGCAUGUGGGGAGGGUUUCAAAUCAAGGUUUUCAGCCAAAUGGGCAAGCUCCAGUAUCUUCUACUGACAAACCUUUGAUCCCGCAAGUUAGAGCUAAUGGAAUUGAUGUUGCACAGUUCAGUCCUCCAAGGCGGCUAAGGACAGACGAAAUUCCUCAAAUUGUCAAUGAUUUUAGGCUUGCGGCAAGGAAUGCUAUUGAAGCUGGUUUUGAUGGGGUUGAGAUCCAUGGGGCUCAUGGUUACCUAAUUGACCAGUUUAUGAAAGAUGGAGUGAAUGAUAGAACAGACCAAUAUGGUGGAUCGCUUGAGAAUCGUUGUCGAUUUGCGCUAGAAGUAGUUGAAGCUGUUGCUAAUGAGAUAGGAGCAGACAGGGUUGGGAUAAGGCUAUCUCCUUUUGCAGACUAUAUGGAAUCUGGAGACUCCAAUCCAAAAGCAUUGGGCCUUUACAUGGCCGAGUCUUUAAACAAGUAUGGGAUCCUUUAUUGCCACAUGGUUGAGCCAAGAAUGAAAACGGUUUGGGAAAAAUCUAAAUGCCCCAACAGUCUUAUGCCAAUGAGAAAGGCUUUCAAGGGCAAUUUUCUUGUUGCUGGGGGUUAUGACAGAGAAGAUGGAAUUAAUGCCAUUGCUGAAAACCGUGCAGAUCUUGUUGUUUAUGGUAGACUGUUUUUAGCCAAUCCAGAUUUGCCUAAGAGAUUUAAGCUCAAUGCUCCUCUCAACAAAUACGACAGAGAAACAUUCUACGUCCUUGAUCCUGUUGUUGGUUACACAGAUUAUCCAUUUCUUGAAGACAUGGCUUAGGUUUUCUAAAGGAGGAAAGGGGAAUUUUGAAUUAUCUAAAAUAAAUUCUCUUUAGACAACCCAAGUUGCUUUUGUUUUCUUGAACUGAUUUCCUUCUGUGUUGCACGAGUGUAAUGAAAAUAUGUUCUUCAAAUUCCAAACU
This is a messenger RNA of Juglans regia (Persian walnut), 1334 nucleotides long. RefSeq names its product 12-oxophytodienoate reductase 2-like. The record is from RefSeq and is a predicted model, not a curated record. The transcript has 5 exons. Lineage: Eukaryota; Viridiplantae; Streptophyta; Magnoliopsida; Fagales; Juglandaceae. Gene Ontology annotation, molecular function: oxidoreductase activity; FMN binding. The coding region runs from base 80 to 1192 and encodes 370 amino acids.